Trichoderma asperellum CBS 433.97 is the source of this 1266-nucleotide messenger RNA. RefSeq names its product Proteasome subunit beta type-5 (gene PRE2). Gene Ontology annotation, molecular function: threonine-type endopeptidase activity. The record is from RefSeq and is a predicted model, not a curated record. Lineage: Eukaryota; Fungi; Ascomycota; Sordariomycetes; Hypocreales; Hypocreaceae. Gene Ontology annotation, cellular component: proteasome core complex.
CUUUCUGAACCUCAUCCAGAACAACCAAAAAUCUCACAAUUACGGACUACAGGCCGCCAUCUCGAUAAACUGCAGGCUGCACCGGAUUCGAGUGUGCUUCGACCUGCAAAAUUGCCUCUCCGCAGCAGAACUGGGGGAGCAUUGACGUGAAAUUUGGCGGGGAUCUUUCAACAGCAGCAUCAACAGACACACACAGUAGGGAUGGAUUCUCUCGUGGCCAAGUACAGCCGGCCGGCAUAUGCGCAGAACGAGCCUCUUGAGGAUGACGAGUAUGGCCAGGAGCUGAUGAACCCGGCGGCUCACCUAUCGCUCAACUUCGCCAUGCCACCCGUUGCGCAGCCCUCUGCUUGGCUCCGCGCUGCGACAGACGACCGCUCCAACCCCGACUGCCCCAUCAAGAUUGCCCACGGAACGACAACACUUGCCUUCCGCUUCCAGGGCGGUAUCAUUGUGGCCACCGAUUCUCGAGCUACGGCCGGCAACUGGAUUGCCUCACAGACGGUCAAGAAGGUCAUUGAGAUCAACAGCGUGCUGCUGGGAACCAUGGCCGGUGGUGCCGCAGACUGCCAGUACUGGCUCGCCUGGCUGGGCAUGCAGUGCCGCCUGCACGAGCUCCGCCACAAGCGCCGCAUCAGCGUUGCGGCCGCCAGCAAGAUCCUGGCCAACCUCAUCUACAGCUACAAGGGCAUGGGCCUCAGCAUGGGCACCAUGUGCGCCGGCGUGACCAAGGAGGAGGGCCCCGCGCUGUACUACGUCGACAGCGACGGCACACGACUGGCGGGCAACCUGUUCUGUGUGGGCAGUGGACAGACUUUCGCCUACGGUGUGCUGGAUUCCGAGUACAAGUACGAUCUGACGGACGAGGAGGCGCUGGAGUUGGGCAAGAGAAGUAUCCUGGCGGCGACGCACCGUGAUGCGUACUCUGGUGGAUACAUCAACUUGUACCAUGUUAAGGAAGCGGGCUGGGUCAAGCAUGGCUUCAUGGACACGAAUCCGAUCUUCUGGCAAACGAAGCUGGAGAAGGGCGAGUUUUCAAACGUUACGAGCGAGUUGGAGUAGAUGACUCGCAUUGGGCAUGGUUUUAUUUAGUUUUAAAGCAAUAAAGAAGAAAUAAGAAAUCACAUGAGAGCAACGCUUUGCAAUGAAUGUGGAGAGACAGAGAGACAGAGAGGGUAGAGGACGUAGAUGAAUACGAAGGCAUGACUGCCUUUCUCUAGGGUUCAGCUUUAAGGAAUCAAUCAUCGUUGUGACGAGUCUUUUUUUGUU